CUUACUGCAGACUUUUUAUCUCAUUCUCUCUCCUCUCUCCAAUCUCCAUUUCUCCUAACAAAAUCUUCUUGACCUCCUCCUUCCUUGCUUCGCUCUGCUACCCAAUCUGCUCCCUUUAUCGAAUUCCCAAAUCCAAUCUCAUAGUUAAUUAAACUCGGCUCUGGGUGCCUGAGACCCGGCAGGGCGGUGCCGUCCACGAUGGGAUCGAAGGCGGUAUGGCUCCCCGUGGCCCUGCUCCUGGCGGCAGUGGCCCUCUCGUCCGUCCUGACGCCGCCGGCCGCCGCGGCCGCUACGGAGUCCGGCGAGGCCGACCACGCCGUUCAGCAGCACAGCGAGCGCAUCUCAGGAAGUGCUGGUGAUGUGCUAGAAGACAAUCCUGUGGGAAAGUUAAAGGUUUUCAUAUAUGACUUGCCAAGAAAGUAUAACAAGAAGAUGGUCACCAAGGAUCCCCGGUGCCUCAAUCACAUGUUUGCUGCGGAAAUUUUCAUGCAUCGUUUCUUGCUCUCAAGUGCUGUGCGGACACUCAAACCCAAAGAGGCUGAUUGGUUCUACAUACCAGUUUAUACUACAUGUGACCUAACUCCUGCUGGUCUUCCCUUGCCAUUCAAGUCACCACGGGUGAUGAGGAGUUCGAUCCAGUAUAUUUCGAAUAAGUGGCCCUUUUGGAACCGAACUGAUGGCGCAGAUCACUUCUUUGUUGUCCCACAUGAUUUUGGAGCUUGUUUCCAUUAUCAGGAAGAAAAAGCUAUUGAACGUGGCAUUCUCCCAUUGCUGCGACGUGCUACAUUGGUGCAAACUUUUGGACAGGAGAAUCAUGUUUGCCUGAAGGAGGGGUCUAUCAUCAUUCCACCCUUUGCUCCUCCUCAGAAAAUGCAGGCUCACCUUAUUCCCCGGGACACACCACGGUCAAUCUUCGUUUACUUUAGGGGUCUGUUCUAUGACACCGGAAAUGACCCUGAGGGUGGUUACUAUGCAAGAGGUGCGCGGGCUUCCCUGUGGGAGAACUUCAAGAACAAUCCUCUGUUUGACAUUUCCACCGACCACCCUGCCACUUACUAUGAAGACAUGCAGCGUGCGGUCUUCUGCCUGUGCCCGUUGGGCUGGGCACCAUGGAGCCCUAGGUUGGUUGAGGCUGUGGUCUUUGGCUGCAUUCCAGUCAUCAUAGCUGACGAUAUUGUGCUGCCAUUUGCUGAUGCUAUCCCAUGGGAAGAAAUUGGUGUCUUUGUGGAGGAGAAGGAUGUCCCAAAGUUGGACACAAUCCUGACAUCAAUGCCCAUCGAGGAUAUUCUAAGAAAGCAAAGAUUGCUCGCAAAUCCAUCAAUGAAGCAGGCCAUGUUGUUCCCACAGCCAGCCCAACCACGAGAUGCAUUCCACCAGAUCUUGAAUGGCCUUGCUCGUAAGCUCCCACACCCUGAGGGUGUAUACUUGCCACCCAGCGAGAAGCAUCUCAACUGGACUGCUGGACCUGUUGGAGAUCUGAAACCAUGGUAGGGAAGAGUCAAGAGCUUCCCAUCCUCUUUGCCACAUAAGCCCCAUAGAAAUAGUUCAUACUUCCUCUUAUGUGAUGUAAUAGAAACACAGUGCCACGGGUGUAAAUUACACCCAAGGCGUUAUCUAACAUGAGCGAUUUCUGAAGUUGGUAAUUUAGAAAGAAAUGAAAUGGCAUUGUUCUUAUCA
Messenger RNA from Aegilops tauschii subsp. strangulata, 1677 nucleotides. RefSeq names its product probable glucuronosyltransferase Os04g0398600. Gene Ontology annotation, biological process: glucuronoxylan biosynthetic process; plant-type secondary cell wall biogenesis. Lineage: Eukaryota; Viridiplantae; Streptophyta; Magnoliopsida; Poales; Poaceae. Gene Ontology annotation, molecular function: glycosyltransferase activity. The record is from RefSeq and is a predicted model, not a curated record.